Molecule: messenger RNA, 1326 nt
Organism: Carassius carassius (crucian carp)
Lineage: Eukaryota; Metazoa; Chordata; Actinopteri; Cypriniformes; Cyprinidae
Product: fucolectin-like
Exons: 6
Coding region: 123-710 (195 amino acids)
Source: RefSeq, a predicted model, not a curated record
AAAGUGGGAGGAGAACUAAGAUCAUGUGACUCUGAUGUAACUUGAACUAAUAUAUUUCUCCCAGGAACAACAUUUGUUCAAAGCUCCUCAAACAAGCAGAAAUAAUCUUUAAUCGUCCUGAAAUGAACAUGAGAGUUUUCUACAAGAGUCUGUUGUCUUUACUGGGUUUUUUCUCAGUUCAGAUGAAAGCAGAUACAGAAGUGAACGUAGCAAGAUGGGGAACAGCUGUUCAGUCAACAACAUUUUAUGGCUGGUAUGCCCAAAGGGCUGUGGAUGGGUCGGGCUAUUUCUGUUCUCGUACAAAUGAACAAACUGACCCAUGGUGGAAGCUGGAUCUGAAGAACAUGUACACUGUGAACAGAGUGACCAUCACUAACAGAUUAAUGUGCUGUGUAAACUGGAUAAACGGGGCAGAGAUUCGGAUUGGAAACGAUUCUUCGGUUUUAGGCAACCCAGUAUGUGCUACAGUUUCCUCUAUUCCAGGAGGAGCAACCAAUAGCUUCUCGUGUCCUGGGAUGAAGGGACGCUAUGUGACUGUGAAUAUUCCUGGGACCUUAAAGACUGUUACUUUCUGUGAAGUGGGAGUCUAUGUGAAUUAUCCAGAUGCAGCCUUGCCUUUACCCACUCUUCCCCAGGAGGUUCCCACAGAUCUUCUCCCAGAUGAAGAAGAUCCUGUUUCCCAAGAAGACUCCUGUGAAGAUGAAACUUAAGUUUGAGUCUUUAUGAACAUCCAUCUCCUGUCACAGGUGAGAGAGGGAAACGUACAGAAAUCUGAACUCAAUCACAUUGAUAGCAGUUUUAAGAUAUCUGCUCAUUUCAGCUUCAGUGUGCUCUGACAGAACGAGGGAUUUCUGACGUGAAGAGAGAGGUGAUGAUGAUGAUGACGAGGGAAGCGAAACUCUCUUCCGAUCAGCUUUGAUAUUUAUUUACAAGCUGUAAUUUUCUCCAUUACUCAAUGUUAAUCACAAUAAAGUUGUAUGUGAAAAUUGAAACUACUGAUUCCUGAUUGCUGUUUUCAAGCCAUUUGUAUUGUAUAAAAUGCAUGUACCUGACAAUGUGGGGGUAAAGUGAAAUGUAUAAACUUUUAUUAAUAUUUUAUGCAAUAAUUAAUUUAUUUUGUUACAUUUUAGUUACCAAUUCAGAGUAUGGGUUACCAAGUGCUGAAAUGUUUAGCUAUCCAUUCACAUAUGAUGAUAAUAUUUCUAAACACUAGAUGUCAGCAGCAGCAUGUUUACUGAUGCUAUGACAAACAAGCAAGUUUAAUAAGUUUUAAUAUUGAUGAUAAAAUAUCACAUGGUACACUGUAAAAUUUAUGAUCAGUCAACA